Messenger RNA from Diachasma alloeum, 5983 nucleotides. RefSeq names its product SEC23-interacting protein (gene PAPLA1). Lineage: Eukaryota; Metazoa; Arthropoda; Insecta; Hymenoptera; Braconidae. Gene Ontology annotation, molecular function: metal ion binding. Gene Ontology annotation, cellular component: COPII-coated ER to Golgi transport vesicle. The record is from RefSeq and is a predicted model, not a curated record. The transcript is spliced from 7 exons. Bases 199 to 3834 code for a protein of 1211 amino acids.
GUCAUCCGUGUGUUCGAUUCGCCUCACGUGCUUACGUGGAGGAUUCGACAGGUUCAGGAUUUUCCCGGAAUUUUGACGAGUCAAAAUAAUCGUGAAUAGGAUUCGAUGAAUCAUCUCGCGUAACAAGUGAGAGUUCGUGUGAGUUCGGUUGUUGUGCCGCGUAAUGCUGUGGAUAUUGGACUCAUUGUCACGUACAAUAUGGGUGAUCACUCGCGAAAAAUUAAAAAUCCUCUCUUGACUGCUGGUCAAGGAUUCUCGUUCGAUGAUUUUGGAGGAAGCAAUUUACUGAUGCCUGUCACUCCAGCUGUUGUCAGUGAGCCGGUUCGUCAUGAGUUGCAUGAUAAUCUCCUUCAAGGUGAGCAGUCCACCUCAACACCGGCGGUUCUCCAGGCCCCGCUAGCCGAGCAAAAUAUUCCGCCCCCCAUAACCGAAAUCCCCUUACCCCCCCGUGCCGCAAAGUCUCCCCCCACCGAUUCCCACCACCGUUCCAGUUACUUCACCUCAAUCCUCUCAUCUCUUCCAAAUCUCUCGCUCACAUCGCUAACAGGACAACAGGCCCCACCACCCAGUGCCGCCCCGACCGAUUCAACAGAAGACAGGCUGUCUCUAAAUAACCCAUCAAACUUUCCACCGCAGGAGUACCAUCAUCCUCCACCACUUGAGAAUUUCAACGAUCAAUCUCGUCCACCAUCACUACAGCAACCAGCCCUCCCCCCACCCCCCGCCCUCGCCUGCCCACCCCAAGCAGUUGGUUCGGUAUCGUAUCGUCUUGGUAACCAGCGACGUCUUAAAUACGCCCCACCCCCGGAUUUAACAUCGAGCACAGCAAAAUCUUCGGCACCACCGUCUCUGGGCAUUCAAAAUCUCCCGAUUCCCCCGGGCCACACUGAAUUCUUCACCCCGGGAUUGGUAGCUCCCCGAGUUGAUGAGAAUCUCGUAUUUCCCCCAGCGGUGGCACAACCCCCUAGCAAUCCAUCAAUCUCGGCGAUAUCUGGACCCCAAGAAAUUCCAACAAGUAGUGCAUUGAGAGACCCCGUGACCCCCCACAAUACCCCAGCGAAUUACUUCAUAUCAGCCUCGACAUUCGACACGAAUUAUCAGCCCCAGCAGCCAUCACUCAGCGAUUUGUCUCAGUUUCCCCCGAUAAAUCCGCCAAAAGUACCUGUUAAUGAUACUUUACGGAGUGCAUCGGCAAUCACUGAAGAUCUGGCGGAGAUAGAUCUCUCGCAGAGAUCCUCGCCACGAGAUAUUUUUCAGCAAGAAACUGCUCUUGAGAGUCAAUCGCAGCCCCUGAAUGCUGAUUAUCCAGCAGUCGAGCCGGGGAAUCACUUAUUCACGAGCAAUUUUCCGCACGUUAACAGUGAGCCGAGCAUAAGUGCAUUCUUCGAUACGAAAAAUGUGGCAUCUGUAAAGACCAGCCAAUCAGCGCAGCCACUGUCCCAGAUAUCGUUUUACAAUCCUGUUGAGUUUGAAUUAAAUUCAAGUGUACAUAAUUUACCUCGUCAGUGUGAAAUUAACACGCAAAGUGCAAUUAGCGAUGGAUUCAUUUCAUCAACGGCUGGUAGUGCCAACUGGUCUACCCCUCGGGCAACUUUAAUAACGAGUGAAAUGCCCGAACCAACGGGUACAGCAACACUUAAUACCAUUCAAACAUCGAUAAAUCCAUCGAUUGGGCGUUGUCAGCAGAGCGAUACUAUUCCACCGAGUCUUCACAAUUUGGCAGCUGGUAGUGAUAAAAAAAUGGUGUACAGGCCAGUUUAUCAUCACUGGUUUUAUCGUAAAAAUAUUGAGAAUAAAGUACUGUGGAGUCCAUUUUCAAUGCAUGAUAGUUUGAGUUUAGAGGGGGUACAUAAUUCCAGUGAUAUCACACCGGAGACAACAGUUGCCACUGAUGGGGGUCGUUAUGAUGUUGAAAUACUGAAGCGUCAGAGAGUACCUGUUUACUGGUCUGGGGAGCCAACUGAGGUCAGGAGGGCCUCGUGGUUUUACAAGGGCCCGGGGGAAUCCAGGUACACACCCUAUGAGGAGAGCACUGCUGCUAGACUCGAGGAGGAGUACAAACAGGCCUGCAACAAUGAUCAUUGGAAUAGAAGGGUGGAACUCAAUAAUGGAGAGUACAUUAUUUUUCACAGUGCUAGCAUACAAAUUCAUUAUCUGCAGGCUAGCUCACCUGAGCUCGUCGCGUCGUGGGGCACCAGCGCUGAUUCAGAGAGCGAUACGUAUUUACAGGGUACCUCGAGUCGUCCAAAAGUAGUAAAACGUGGAGUAGAUGAAUUUCACAUCGAGGAAGGUGAACCCGAAAAAAUAGAUCACCUCCUGUUUCUCGUCCACGGGGUUGGCAGCGUCUGUGACCUGAAAUUCCGAAGUGUCGAGGAAGUCGUUGACGAGUUUCGAAGUAUAUCCCUGCAGCUCAUCCAAUCACACUAUCGAACAGCCAGUACUCAUGGGAUUGUAAAUAGGAUUGAAGUACUGCCGAUAUCGUGGCACGCAACAUUGCACUCUGAGGACACUGGGAUCGAUAAGAAAUUAAAAGCCAUAACAUUGGAGAGCAUACCGAAAUUGCGACACUUCACUAAUGACACAUUACUGGACGUUCUCUUCUACACAAGCCCAGUUUUUUGUCAAACAAUAAUGCAGACUGUUGGUAAUGAGAUGAACAGGCUGAACGCACUAUUCCGAGAGAGAAAUCCAGAUUUCACAGGGAAUGUUUGUGUGGGGGGUCACUCACUGGGUAGUUUGAUACUCUUCGAUCUGCUCUGCCAUCAGAAGGCACCAGCAGACGAGAGCAAACCCGAUCCUGAUGCAACAAUCAACGAGGAGGACGAGAACUCUGACGAGGAGAGAGAUAAUGCCCUCAAUUCAUCCCUGAAACCCAUGCCCAGAUCGAUACUCAAACGUCGCCUGAGCAGAAAAAUAAGUUAUGUCAUGGGUGCUGCAGGCACUGGCCAGCCAUUCAUCGUCUAUCCACAUCUCAAUUUCUUCCCCAAGGCGUUCUUCGCCCUUGGCAGUCCAAUUGGAAUGUUUGUCACUGUACGUGGUAUCGAUAAGCUCGGUGAAAACUUCAAACUACCCACUUGUCCUGCUUUCUUCAAUAUCUUUCAUCCAUUCGAUCCAGUUGCAUACAGGAUGGAAGCACUCAUCAAUCCUGAGGCUUGCAAGUACAGACCGAUGCUCAUUCCUCAUCAUAAAGGAAGGAAACGAAUGCAUUUAGAAUUGAAGGAAACAAUGGCAAGAGUGGGCGCUGAUCUGAAGCAGAAGCUCUUAGACUCAGUCAGAAGCACCUGGAAUUCAGUUUACCAACUGGCAAUGUUCCAUCGUCAGGACAAUCACGCACUUGAGCAAGAAAUCGAUAAAGUUGUUGAGGAGCAGAUGCAAAAGUCAACUAGUAACAAUCAUAAUAUCGAUAAUGAACAAGAUGAUGACAGGGAGAACGAGAGAGGGGUUAAUUUGAAAGUUGGACAACUCAAUGGGGGCAGACGUAUCGAUUACGUUCUCCAGGAGGCGCCGUUUGAGUACAUAAACGAGUACAUUUUCGCUAUGACUAGCCAUGUGGGUUACUGGGAAUCGGAGGAUACGAUGCUACUGAUACUGAAGGAGAUAUAUGGCGCCAAUGGAAUACAGGCUGAUGCACAAUUGCCUCCGCAAACUAUGACUAUUGAACGCCCUUCGCCUAAUAAUUCGAGUUUUUCUAGUCCCGGACCUUCGGGGCCUGCUGAAGGGUUCAGUUUUCCAAAUGCUGGGGGAGGAAAUGCAGCAAUGGGGGUUGAUCCUACAGCACCCAUAAGCAAUAGACCUGUGGGACCACCUCCCAUGUCUGGAUUCAUACGAAAAUGAUAAUGUGAUACUAAUGUUACUAACUUUUGAGAACAACGAAUCGAUUGACCACACGAAUAGGGGCAAGUGGAACAAAAAGAGUACUUUUGACUUCUUUUAAAAUCUUACAUUAAUGACUCAUUGAAUUUUCUAUAAAAUAGGAUAAUUUUUGUUCCUGUGUGAAAUACAAUUCUUUCUUUUUGUUUUGCGCCUAGGCUGAGUUCAAUUAAUGAGAUUGUUUCUUGGGCAUAAACAUUGAAAGAAAAGUUAAGAGUCCAUUUUGCCCCAGCCUCGCCUACUCACACAUUCGCGAUGAUUAUUUCUCGUAAAUACUUAUACAAAAGGUGAUGCUGAUCUUUCUGUGGGGAGGCCGUGGAGUCUGAAGAGAGAAGAAUAUUUUUGUUUAUUGGAGAAUGUCAGAGAUCUUUUUUGUAGCUAAUUAAGAUUUGAAUAAAAAAGCUCUUGACAUUUUUUCGAUAAUUUGUAGUGGAGGGGGAACAGUAAUGAGUUGAAUUCUAUAUUUUUGUCAAUUGUACAUUUACGGAUAUUGGAAACGAGUGGUUUCCGGAGAAUAUGCUGGGAGAUCUUUUUUGUCUGAAGAAUUUUAGAUUGAAAAUUCUCUCGACAAUUCUGUCUUCAAUUACUCGGUGUCAGGAUAAUUUCGGGGGUGAUAGAAUGUGAUAUGGGCGAGAUUAAUUGACCCUUCGUUAUUCAGGCGAUUUCUGGAGAAUUUUUCUAAUGUCGUUUUCUUAUAUAAAAGGAGACUUUAUAAACUAGGAGAAGAUGGGAGUGAAUGGGUGAAGGUUUGAAAAAUUCAGUCGUGAAGCGGUAAAACGAUUCAAAUCGACUUAGCUUUUUGCUGAAUUUUCGAGGAAUAUCUCCGAAUCUAAGGGAGGUAGAGAAAUUGGUGAAAUGAUUGGAAAAAGGCUUGGGGUCUGCUGCGCACCCCAUGUGAGUAACGAAGAACGAAAAAUGACUAAAUGAUUGAGAGUUAAAUCCGUUAUUUUCGUUCAUUUGCGUAAAAAAUGAGUGGUUUUGUGAGAAACGUUGAGAUUUAUUUUACACCUGAAGAUUCUCAUGGAACAGCCCCCACAUUUUCCUCCGUAAUCGCUCAAUAAUAUGAUCAUCUCAUGUCUCAUAAAAUAUGAAAAAAGAGCGAUUAUUCUUCGUCAUCUGUUGGCUUUUGGAGAAUUUUUCCAAAGUCAAUUUUUCAACAGAAAAUUGGACUGAAGACGAGAGAAAGAUGUGACUGAGUGGUUGAAGGUUCGAAAAAUAAUAUUGAUCUAAAAAUGUUUCAUUUCAAAUAAUGACAAGUGGUUGAAAAAAAUUAUGGAAAAAAGCCCUGGGGUGUGCUAAAUACUCUUCGUUUGUGACGAAGAAUUAAAAACCACUAAAUAGCAACGAGUAAAAUCUGCUAUUAGAUUUCCUCACACGUCAGCUUGUAAAUUGAAAAUUUACAGACUACGGGAAUAUGACCUAUGCUCAUUAUAAACGGUAAAAAUUGUUUUUAUUUUUAAAAAAGUUUAGAAAAAAAUUUCCCAUUUCAUUAAUAAUUCAGUGAGUUAUCAAUAUUUUUUUUAAAGUUGAAAGUGCCCAUAUUACCCCCCCGUCCCCCAACUCGUGGUAAAUUAUGUGUUUGACGAGUGGGAAUACAAUCCUCGUCUUUAGUUCGAGCAGUAUACCUCAUGCUCGUCAAAAACAUAAUUUACCAAAUCGUUGGAUAAAAUACUAUUUCAAUUGUCGAAAAUGCAUGGCUGAGAGUUUUCUAGAAAAGCCCCCGAAAUUUUCCUCUGGAAUCACUGGAUAAUACGAUCAUUUUAUAUUCGAUAAAAUGUGAAAUAAGCGCGAUCCCUCUUUCAUCUGUUGGAUUUAGGUGAAUUUUUCCAAAGUCGCUUUUCCGAAAAUAAUAUGCCUCCAAAGAUUUUCGUUUCAAUAAAUGAGAAAGUGGUUCACAAAAAUAAUGGAAAAAAAAUCCUGGGGUGUGUUGUACACCCUUCAUUCCUGACGAAGAAUCAAAAAAGACUAAACAGCAAUGAGUGAAAUCUGCUGUUAUAUUUUUCAAUUCACCGGUGAAGCGGUAAAGCGAUUUAGCUGUUAGCUGAGUUUUCGAAGAAUAUCUCCGAAUCUAAGGGAGAUAACGAAAUUUUCGUAAUGACAUUUUAUGUAGGUC